This is a messenger RNA of Pogona vitticeps (central bearded dragon), 3570 nucleotides long. Lineage: Eukaryota; Metazoa; Chordata; Lepidosauria; Squamata; Agamidae. The record is from RefSeq and is a predicted model, not a curated record.
UCGUCUGCCGGCGCCCUUCCCUCCCUCUCCGGCUAUUGCUUUUUUUUUCCCUUCCUUUUUUUGGCAUGGAUCUCCUCGCGAGGGAGCGGCCAAGAGCGUAGAGAGAGAGGGAGACACCCCCUUUUCUGCUUCUCCAAAAAAACACACAGAGAGAAGCCCGGCCGGGUCGGGAGCGCACGGCAGACAACAAAAGGAAAUUGACCAGCGUCGGAGGCGAGACAUUGACUAGCCUUUGGCGAGCAGGCUCAGCCCCCUUUCCCUUUGGUCGCCAGGCGGCUGGCUUUCAUGGAGCCGCCGGCGGGGGAUCGCCCUCGUUCCGCUUGGAGGAGAAGAGCCGGAAGAAGGGAGGAUGAUGAUGGGUUUGGCCAGCUGAGCGGAGGCUCCCCGGCGGUGGUGGUGGCGGUGGCGGCGGCGCUCGUCGGGCCAGCGUGGCCGGCGACCUGCCGCCUGCCUUAGCCAGGGGAGGAAGAAGCCUUGGGCAAGGAGGGCGAUCGGGGGUGGGGUGGGGGGGCUGGCUCGCCCCGCUCGCCCCCCAAGCCCGCUCGCCCCCCGAUCUGGCGAGGGCGGAAAGGAAGGGACGCACCGGCUGGCAUCGCCACGCCAGCACGCCUUCAACCUUCCUCCGUGGACGGCCUUCGGGGACAAUGAGCGGGAGGUGAUGAUGAUGAUGAUGAUGCUGGACAGCCAGAGCUCCACCCAGGAGAUUGGAGAAGAGGUGGAAGACGGUGUGAUUUAUAGCAUCUCCCUCCGGAAAGUUCAGCUUCACCACACGGCCAACAAAGGACAGCGAUGGCUAGGGUUUGAGAACGAGUCGGCCUUAAACCUCUACGAGACCUGCAAGGUGCGGACCAUCAAGGCCGGGACGCUGGAGAAGCUGGUGGAGUACCUGGUCUCGGCGUUCAAAGGCAACGACUCCACGUACGUCACCAUCUUCCUGUGCACGUACCGAGCCUUUGCCACCACCAAGCAAGUGCUGGACCUCCUCUUGAACAGAUACGGAAAGUUUCACCUUCAGGCAAAUGGGGACCACCCUCGGCACGCUGUGGAUGAGAGACUGGAGCUGAAAAACACCGUCUCGUCCAUCCUGGGAGCCUGGCUAGACCAGUACUCCGAAGACUUCCGGAAGCCGCCGGACUACGCCUGCCUCAAGCAGCUCAUCGUCUACGUGAGGCUCAACAUCCCCGGAUCCGACCUGGAGCGGCGCGCACGGAUCCUCUUCACCCAGUUCCAGCAACAGGAGCGUGCUGAGGCCGAGACGGACGCUGUGGACCAUUCCAGCUGCCCGCUCAGGUUGGACGAGGAGAAUGGACUGAGCGAGGGCAAGUUGGAUUUCCUGAGCUUCUCUCUGGAAAUGGUAGCGGAGCAAUUCACGCUGAUGGAUGCGGAGCUCUUCAAGAAGGUGGUGCCUUACCACUGCUUGGGUUGCAUUUGGUCCCAGCGGGACAAGAAGGGCAAAGAGCACCUGGCCCCCACCAUCCGGGCCACCGUCUCCCAGUUCAACAGCGUCACCAACUGCGUCAUCGCCACCUGCCUCGGGGACAAGACGUUGAAGCCGCAGCAGAGAGCGAAAGUGGUGGAGCGCUGGAUCGAAGUCGCCCGGGAAUGCCGGAUCUUAAAGAAUUUCUCCUCCCUCCGGGCCAUUCUUUCGGCUCUGCAAUGCAACGCCGUUCACCGGUUGAAGAAGACGUGGGACGAGGUGUCGCGAGAGAGCUUCCGCACUUUUCAAGAGCUGUCCGAAAUUUUUUCAGAUGAGAAUAACCACUCUUUGAGUCGAGAGCUCCUCAUUAAGGAGGGGACGUCCAAGUUUGCCACGCUGGAGAUCAAUCCCAAGAGAGCGCAGAAACGGCAGCAGCAGCAGCGGGAGAUGGGCGUCAUGCAAGGGACCAUCCCGUACCUGGGCACCUUCCUCACAGACUUAGUGAUGCUGGACACCGCCAUGAAGGACUACCUCGAUGGGGGCCUGAUCAAUUUCGAGAAGAGGAGAAAGGAAUUUGAAGUCAUUGCUCAAAUCAAACUGCUGCAGUCGGCCUGCAACAACUACAGCUUCACGCAGGAAGAUCGCUUUGUGGCCUGGUUCCACAGCGUGGAGCGGCUCAGUGAGGUGGAGAGCUACGGGCUUUCGUGCGAGAUCGAACCCCUGUCCGAAUCGGCCAGCAACACGCUGAGGGCAAAGAAGAACACAGGGAUCAUCAAGCGCUGGAGCGACCGGCAGGCUCCCACCACGGAGUCCUGCGCCAGCGGCAGCUCCCACUCCAAGUCCUUUGACCAGCUGAAGUGCGGGCCGUACGUCUGCAGCGGGGAUGCGGCCGACUCCGUCAGUGUCACCUCGGCCGGCUCCAGCAGCUCCGACGUGGAGGAGAUCAACAUCAGCUUCAUCCCCGACUCGCCGGAAGGGCAAGAGAAGAAGGUACAGGACCGUGGCAGCUCGCUGGGCCCCGCUCGCGCCCAGGGGGGCAGGCGGCAGUUCUGGGAGUCCACCUCGCUCUCCUCCUUGGACACGUCGGGCAUCGGCUCCAGUUCCAGCAGUGCCUCGUCCUCUUCCGUCUCCUCCACGCCCGUGACGGCCUCCCGGACCCACAAGCGCUCCGUCUCGGGCCUCUCCAGCUACUCCUCCCUCUCGCUGCCCCUCUACAACCAGCAGGUGGAUGAUUGCUGCAUCAUCCGCGUCAGCCUGGCCGUGGAUAAUGGAAACAUGUACAAGAGCAUCCUGGUAACAAGCCAAGACAAGACCCCGGUUGUGAUCCGGAAGGCGAUGGCGAAACACAAUCUGGAUACAGACCGGCCCGAGGACUAUGAGCUCAUUCAGAUCAUCUCGGAAGAGAGAGAGCUCAAAAUCCCCGACAACGCCAACGUCUUCUACGCCAUGAACUCGGCGGCCAACUACGACUUUGUGCUCAAGAAGCGAGGCUUCGUCAAGGCGGUCAAGAUCAAGCACGGCUCCAGUUCCACGUUGCCCCGGAUGAAGCAGAAGGGGCUCAAGAUCGCCAAGGGCAUCUUCUAACCUCGGUUUUCGGCCCGUGCGGAGUCGGCCGCCCGCCUGUCUUAAGCAGCGCCCACGGGAGGAGAGGGGGCCUGCCUAUCUCGACCGUUGUGCGGCUCGCCAAGAAGAGGAAGCGUCUGGGACCCCGGCAGUGGGAAGGGGCGUCUUUGUGACACUUUGGCCCACCAGUCUCUCUCUCUCUCUCUCUGCCCACGGCAGCUGCUCCUUGCCUUUCAUCAGGUCUGCGUCUCUCUCUCGUUUUUCUACACAGUGGAUUUUUAAACUUUUUAAACCAAGGUGCAAGGGCCUGCGGCCAUCACCCACCUCUCUGCCUUAGGAGUCCUCCCUUCCUCCCGGCGCUAACAAGGGCCGUGCUAUUAAGGAACGGGUUUCUUCCGCUCCGCCAGCGCACACGCCGGGGAGGCAGACGAGGAUAGCGGGAAGGAGGAGGAGGACGACGGACGGACGGGACCGACCGUCUCGCACUGCCUUGCGACCGGAUUUGCCCCUCCCGGGAUCUCCCGGUCAACAAGCCAACGGGCUCAACUGCCGGGCAUCUGACUCUUGGAGCCUCCCGGCCACCCAAGAGA